AUGAGGGAGUUUCGCGCACGAGACGCUCAUUAGCGCCAUCUGCCGGACGGAGAUGUACUAAACACGGAAGUAAAUGGACAAAUCGGGAUUACAGCAUGAGCGCUGAUCGACAAUGUGUAAUUUUUAUUAUUUAUUAGCAACUCUGUUGUAUUUUAUUCACCAUGGAAACUCGCAAAAAGAUUAUUGUUUUCCAUCUGAAUUCUUGGAGUCAUUGUCGAUGUCUGUGAAGAUUACCAAAGCAGGAUUUCACAGGGAUCUCCAAUACAAGGUUCAGUGGGGAAAAGUAGAUCAUGAUGUGAAAGCUUUACUGGUCCAGAAGCUGCCAAGUGGAGUUUAUAUGGAUGAAUAUCAGCUGGAAACUCUAAAACAAGACACCGGUUUGGAGGUUCUUCUGGAUUCAAAGGUUGAUCUGGAAGCUCCAGAAUAUCUGUCUUCUGGUUUCACCGCACUGGUUUUUCUCUCUGGAAAACACGAGGCGACGGUCCCCGUUCACGGCCGAUAUCACAGACCCUCCAACUCCAGCCAGAAAUGGGUGACAGUAGAUAUCGAAUCACCGAGGCUGUUACUCAGAUCAGAUCAGUGCGAGACACCGAGAGCCCGUGUCCAUCAUGCAGUGACCGACGUUCCCUGUACCGUCAGGAACCACAGCUUCUGCUCAUGGCUGGAGAUCCGGGAUUUGAAGGACACUGGAGCGGUGAGUCUGGAGAUCCCGGUCGGUGAUUCCUCCAUGAUCCUCAGUGUGUGUGUCGGGACCGUUCUGACCGCCGCGCUGAGCUGCAUUUACCUGCUCAGAUCCAUCUGGAAACACGGCACCUUUUAAUCACACCGUCAUGUGACGCGCUAUGUAUAUACGUAACGAUAUGAUCCGGACUUUCUUUCCUCUGGAAUGAGGAGUAUAUAGUCAUAGUGGAUUAUUAAUGUUUUGUUACAGCAAAAUGUGUUAUUGCAAUUGUAAAUAAAACUGAAUAUUACUUUGUUUAAAAAAA
Molecule: messenger RNA, 986 nt
Organism: Megalobrama amblycephala (Wuchang bream)
Lineage: Eukaryota; Metazoa; Chordata; Actinopteri; Cypriniformes; Xenocyprididae
Gene: pigx
Product: phosphatidylinositol glycan anchor biosynthesis, class X
Exons: 6
Coding region: 113-820 (235 amino acids)
Biological process (GO): GPI anchor biosynthetic process
Cellular component (GO): endoplasmic reticulum membrane
Source: RefSeq, a predicted model, not a curated record